This is a messenger RNA of Saitoella complicata NRRL Y-17804, 1872 nucleotides long. RefSeq lists its product as uncharacterized. Bases 1 to 1872 code for a protein of 623 amino acids. The transcript has 2 exons. Lineage: Eukaryota; Fungi; Ascomycota; Saitoellomycetes; Saitoellales; Saitoellaceae. The record is from RefSeq and is a predicted model, not a curated record.
AUGUUCGGGCUAGCUCCUACCGACCCCGCCUUCACCUUCAACGAAGCAGCCGUCGUGUAUCCCCAACAGCACCAGCACCAGCAAUUCCCUCUUUCUCCUACCCAGAGAAUGGCUGAGAUUCCAACCCUCCAACCUCCCGUUUUUGGGAAUGAGAUGUCGUCACCGGCGGCCGCGGGGGGGUUCCAGAGGCCUAUGGCUACGCCAUCACCGAAGAGUACGUCACAGCAAAGUAUCCAAACAACCACAGCACGGACCUCAUUCUCCGGACCUUCGAGUGAGCUUCGUCAUAGUCAUUCAGAGCAGUAUCGGUUGAGUGGGAUUCUUGGUGCGCCGGCGCUCGAAACGGAGCCACAUAUCACUGUCGACAACAACUUGUUGCUUGAGUUGUUGGGGAUGAAGGACCAGGUUAUGCGACAAGCUGAGGCAAUUGAGGGGAUGAAGCGGGAAAAGGCGAUGUUGUUGCAGGGAGAGGGGUUGGAGAGUGUCAUCACAAGGUUCAACAAAUGUCUCUGGUUCCUCGAAAACUCCCGUCGUCAAACGGUUGAAACAAUCAAGACUGUUUCCAGCGAGCUUCAAUCUCUCCAAGCAGCCGUCGAAGCCGCCAAUAAGCUCCGUGCCGAAGUCUUGCAACGUCAGGAUUCUUUCAUCAAGUCUCAGGAAGACCGUAUGGACCAGCAAGAGAAGCGUCUCCUCGCGCUUGAAGAAACCGUGAGAAAUGGGUGUGGGUUGAAACCGGAAAGUGUCAACAAGCAAUGUGGCGACGCACAAACACAAAACAAUUGCUGUCCAGAGCCUCAAAAGACAAACUCACCCAAAGACUCACCGCAGGGAAGGACACGGUCAGAGCUUCUUAGCCCCACCAACCCUUCUCUCGCGGUCACCGUCUCCCUCCUCCAAGACUCAUCCCGCGAACAGGGACAUUGGAUUGAGACGACAUCCAACCAACUCCAGAACCUUGUUACGCAGAUCAACUCCCGUUUUACCGAACUCCUCAAUUAUGUUAAUCGACGCUUGGACGCAACACAAGCCGCCGUCGCGAUGCAACCAGCGCUGAGCCAGAUGAGUAUGCACAUGGAUAUGGGUCCCGUACCAGCUCCGACGCAAGCUGCUGCUCCAGUACCGGUUCCGGUACCCGGUCAAUGGCAUCGACCGAGUCCCACCGCGAUUGGGAUGAGUACAGCGAUGGCACCCUCGUAUUCGCAAAUGCAACCAUACAACGGAUUCGAGGAGAUGGGAGCAGCUGGUAUGGGUGUGGGCAUGAUGCAGCAACACAUGCAUUCCGCCCAACAACCUUCGCCUACGCAGUACUAUCAUGAAGCACUGGUACCGAUGGCCGCGCCGGCGUUGACACGAACGUUGAGUCAUAGCAGCAUCCCAUCCGCAGCUGUUCGUCGAAUGGACCAGCACCAGCACCAGCAGGGAUCGUAUAUGGAUCCGACGUUGUCGGAGCAGAGUCAUGGCUAUGUUGCGCAUGGGUAUGAUCAGAGUUAUGCGAGUCCUACGUCUGCGACAAUGUCGAAUAUGGGUCCUCAGGCGAUGUUGCCGACGAUGGGUGAAAGUACCAGCACCGCUUCGAUGAAUACGAUGGGAGGGUAUACCGUAAGUGUUUCGAAUCAGAAUCAGCGCCGAGCGAGUAUGCCGAAUUAUAUGGGUCAUCACGAGCCGAUAUCACCCGUUACGCCGAAAGCUCAGGGUCGGAAGCGUGGGAGGGCGGUGACGUUGUUGGGUCAGGGUGACGUGGACGCGCCGAAGAAGUCUCCGGUGAAGAGGGGGAGGAGGCCACAAGCGGAGCAGAGAAGGGGAGCGAGGGAGGAUUUUGAGGAUGAGGAUGGGAGUGGCGAGUUCGUGCCGGACGGUGAGAUGGAGAACUGA